Messenger RNA from Maudiozyma saulgeensis, 726 nucleotides. The record is from the annotation of a GenBank genome assembly. NCBI's taxonomy places the organism in Eukaryota, Fungi, Ascomycota, Saccharomycetes, Saccharomycetales, Saccharomycetaceae.
AUGACAACUAUUAAAAUUGAACCAGAAACGCUAGCGUUUACUACUCCAUUAACUGCAGAAUCUACAGAUUAUAUUGAAAUUACUAAUGAUAGUGAUGAAGUAUUUGCUUUUAAAGUUAAGACAACAGCUCCAAAAUUAUAUUGUGUUAGACCAACAGCAGGGAAAGUUUCCCCCGGUGAAACUAUGAAGAUAGAAAUAAUAUUUUUAGGUUUAGCUGAAGAACCACCCAAGGAUAGUAAAUGUAAGGAUAAAUUCCUUGUCUUAACUUUACCAGCUCCUUAUGAUCUGGAUGGUAAGAGUGUUCCUGAACUUUGGAGUAGUUUAGAAGCUGAAUUCAAGAAGGAUAUGGUCUCCAAGAAGAUUAAAGUUAAAUUCACUGAAGCUCCAAUCGUUGAUGAUACUGCCGCUGCUGCUGUUACUCAACCAGCUGUUAUUGCUUCUGCUCCAAUUGUACCAGAAGUACAAAAGGAACCUAUUGUUGAACAAGUCAAACAAGUUAUCCCAGACAUUAAGAAAGAUAUUGUUACUCCAAUUACAGAACCUGUCAAGGCUGUCCCUGUACAAACCCCAGUUAAAUCAACCACUGAGGAAAAAGCUUCAACUCCUGUAGCUAAUUAUGAUGUUCCUUUAGCUAAGGGACAACCAACAGACUCUGCCACCAGCAAUUCUAACAUUUUAUUGUUAAUUGCUAUUGUAAUUUUCCUUCUAGCAUGGUUAUACUAUUAA